AGUUCUUCCCCCUCCUCCUCUCUUUUUUUUCUUAUAUAUAUAUAUAAUACCAUGACUAGUACUUUAAGAAACCAAACCCUUAUGAUUGGCAAGACAGGUUCUUCUGUUGUUUCAUUUCAGGAAGAAGAUGCUCAAUGUCCUGUAUGUAAGAGUGAUAAGUAUCUUACACCUAAUCUCAAACUACUUGUAUCGCCAUGCUUUCAUAAAAUGUGCGAAUCAUGUAUUGAUCGUCUGUUUGGCGCAGGACCUGCACCAUGUCCUAUCUGUCAGCAAGUAUUAAGAAAGAACCAAUUCAUGUCACAGAUCUUUGAAGAUUUAGCAGUAGAAAAAGAAGUGCGUAUACGUAAAAGGGCAGCCAGAGUGUUCAAUAAGAGACCAGAAGAUUUUAGUAGUCUAAGAGCAUAUAAUGAUUACUUAGAAAUGGUAGAAGACAUAACCUUUAAUUUGAUGAAUGAGGUAGAUGUAGCUGAGACAGAAGCCAAGAUUGCAGCCUAUGAAAAAGAAAAUAAGGACAGUAUUGCAGCCAACCAAGCCAAGAGUGUCAAUGAACAGCGAGUCAGAAACUACCAAGAUGAACUAGACAAACAAGAGCGAGAACAGAAGCACAAAGAAUAUUUACAGCAAUUAGAAGAAGAAAGAAAGCAAAAGAAUUAGAGAAAUCAGACAUUAUUACCGAGCUAGCCACGACCAACAAAUCUGCUCAAGCAGUAAUUCAGAACAGGCAAGCUACUGCUCUUAAGCGAUCUUCUGCUUUACGUCAAUCCAACGAAACCAAGAAAUCGAUGCCUUCUUGGAUUACUGCUGCCAUGGAUACAGAAAUGAAGGAAGCGGAAGCUGAUUUUGAUCCAUUUGAUCUACAGUAUGAAUACACCACUGGAUAUACUGUGCGGGAUAAUUAUAGUGAUCCAUCUGUUGAUUACUUGAAUAACAAUAAGCCGGCAAGAGCAGGUGGUUAUACAGCCAGAUUUGCUCAUCAUCGUGCUAUUAUGUCUGCAUUUACUGGUAUUCUGUGUCAGCCUAUGA
This is a messenger RNA of Gilbertella persicaria, 1023 nucleotides long. Its product is annotated as CDK-activating kinase assembly factor MAT1-domain-containing protein. The coding region runs from base 52 to 654 and encodes 200 amino acids. The transcript has 5 exons. NCBI's taxonomy places the organism in Eukaryota, Fungi, Mucoromycota, Mucoromycetes, Mucorales, Choanephoraceae. The record is from RefSeq and is a predicted model, not a curated record. Gene Ontology annotation, molecular function: cyclin-dependent protein serine/threonine kinase activator activity. Gene Ontology annotation, biological process: positive regulation of cyclin-dependent protein serine/threonine kinase activity; regulation of transcription by RNA polymerase II; nucleotide-excision repair. Gene Ontology annotation, cellular component: transcription factor TFIIH holo complex.